Symbiodinium sp. CCMP2592 is the source of this 3096-nucleotide messenger RNA. Lineage: Eukaryota; Dinophyceae; Suessiales; Symbiodiniaceae. The record is from the annotation of a GenBank genome assembly.
AUGGCAGAUGUGAAUCUAGGCCGUGAGGCGAUGCCUCAGCCCCCCGGCUUUGAAGCGAGCGAUGCUUGGUCAAACUACAAGCCCACUGCCUCGUCACAUGGCGGCUGGGAUGACAACGACCGUGGCAACAAUCGGAGUUGGGGAAGCCAGAACGGUCAUGGUUCUGACAAGUGGAAAAACGACAAGUGGAGUGGCGGAGGAGGUGGAGGUGCCAAGUGGGGGAACUCCAAAUGGUCAAAGGAUGCGGAUACUUCGUCGUCUUGGUAUUCAGGUGGUUAUGGAGGCCUUGUGGGCGAGGACAAUGCCACCGUUGAAGUCCAGGACGAGGAAGUCGAAUUCCCCCGGACAGAGAUGCUUCUGGCACAGGAAGAUUUUGAAAGCCUCGGCGUGUGCAAAGAGGUCAUGGAAGGCAUCAACUUCCUUGGCUAUGUGAAGCCCUCCGUCAUCCAGGCACACACGCUGCCACGAAUUCUUGGCGAGCCAGGUCAGAGAGGUAAAAGUCUCCAGGCGCAGGCGCAGAAUGGAUCUGGCAAGACUGCAUGCUUCAGCAUCGCUGUGUUGCAAGCGCUUGACAUCAGUGUCUUGCAGCCGCAAGCGAUGAUUUUAUGUCCAACCAGAGAGCUGGCGCGUCAAAACCACGACUUCCUGAACCUCAUUGGGUUCGGUAUGAAACCGAAGACUCAUCUGGUGUGUCCGGGCAUGGAGCGUGUGCCCACCGGCUCUACGAUUGACUGCCACGUCUUGAUUGGCACUCCUGGGAAGAUGAUGGAUAUGUGCAAGAAGAGGUUCGUCUACGUGAAGGAGCUCAAGGUUCUGGUGCUUGAUGAGGCCGAUGUGAUGCUCGAUCAGGAAAAUUUCAUGGGCACCCACGUCAUGGACGUCAGGAAACAUCUGCCACAGGAUAUCCAGAUUCUGUUCUUCAGUGCCACAUAUCCCGAUUACGUGCAAAUCUUUGCACGGAAUUUGCUUGCGAGCAAGACGGUCAUCAAGGUCUCGAAGGAGGCGCUGACUGUCGCCACCAUCCAGCAGACAUACAAGGUUUGCGAGGACGAGAGCGACAAGUUUCAGCAGCUGAUGAAUAUCUACGGUGCUCUCAGCAUGGGUCAGAGUAUCGUCUUCUUCAACUCCAGAAGCAAGGCCUUUCAGAUAGCAGAGCAGCUGAAGCAGGAGGGCCGAGUUGUGUCGCUGAUCUGUGGAUCGAAAUCAAGCGGCCAAGAAGACGGCCUGACAGUCGAAGAGCGUGAUCGGGUGAUGGGCGAGUUCCGUAACGGCGUGACUCAGGUUCUGGUCGCCACGGACGUCCUUUGCCGCGGGAUCGACGUGCCCCAGGUCACCCUGGUAGUGAACUACGAGAUGCCGCUCACCCGUAACUGGACAGUUGCCAUGGAUACGUACCUGCAUCGAAUCGGAAGGACCGGCCGGUUCGGCUUGAAAGGAGUCGCGGUGAGCCUCGUCACGACGGAUGAGAUCAAGCACGUGCAGGAGGUCAUGGAGCACUACCAGUGCAAAGUCCAGGAGAUCGACUACGACUGGGAGGAGUUUCAGGAGAGGCUCAGCGUGUUGCGUGUGCAACAAGAGCCGGACGGGCAGCGCCUGAGACCUAAGACACAACGAUGCUUCCACAUACUCUCGAAGCUGAAGCUUCAUCUUUCCAUUUGCAUAGUGCCCCGUUGUCUUCGGCAUCUGGCCAUGCCGAAGGGAGACGGGCUUGGCUACGUCUCGAAGGAUUAUGCAGACCUUUUUCGGGAGCUGAGCGGGGACUUCGCGCACAAGGAUCCUGUGCAGCUGAAGCCGCCAUGCCGCGUGCGAAAAUGUACAGCCGAGGAGAUGUCGGUUCGGCACUUCCCGUUCGGCAUCGUGCGAGUAAAGCUCCGCAUGCGUGGUGGUGACAUAGCGAUCGAAGAUGUGGCGAAAGGGGAGUACAUGAAAUGGAGCGUUGCUGAGGCGCUCUCGCAAAGCUUCAAAAAGCUCUUGAAGAUCGUGGUUCCUCCGAGCUGCAUUCUGGCCUGCACGGACGAGAUCGAAGUUCUCUCCGUACAGCGCCCCAGCCUGGGUGAUUGCCUUUGGCAAUUCUGUGAGUUUCGCUUUGACUACAAGGUUGAUACGGCGGACCCCGUUCUGUUGCUGAACGGCGUGUUUGCCAACAUGGCAGACUUUGAAGCCAUCUUUUGCCAGCAGUUGGAGACGAGAUUCAGAGAUGUUUACCUUCUAACGGUCCUCGGCCUCAUCAACAAGCGCUUCUUAUUGAUGGAUGGUGGGGCCAUCUUAGACGCGAUCUCUCUCCACAAGGCUGCCGAGGCCAAUGACGUCGAGGCAAUUGCCGCGCUGGCCAAUCCCAGCACCAUCAACACAGUCCUCAAGGGCGACCGGCUCCCAUGCGGUGUGCUGAACGAGGACGAGACCUUUUCAAUGGUUUCACUGCAGCGGACACCUUUGCUGGCUGCUGCGGAAGCGGGUCAUGCUGAGGCGGCGCGGCGGCUACUGGAUGCGAAGGCAGAGGUGAAUUACCAGGAUACAUCUGGUUUUCAUGCUCUCUACCUUGCAGCUGGAGCUCCCAGUGCACAGGAGGCUGUGAAGCUUCUCCUGGAGCAGGGCGCCGACAUACAACUAGCGAACAGAAGUGGCUACACAGCGCUGCACAACGCUUGCGGAUGUGGCCAGGUUGACAGCAUUCGAGUGCUGUUGGAGGCUCGUGCAGACCUGAAUAUGAAGAGCCGCAGCGGAGCGGCUCCGGUACACGUGGCUGCGAUUAGCGAUCGUCCCGCGUCCCUGGAGGUAUUGAAGCAGUACAAGUCCAAUCUGGACAUGCCAGCAGUGGGCGGAAAUACCGCCGUGCACGAGGGUGUUAUGCAGAACAAUCCAGGGAUCAUCCAGAAGCUUUUCGAGCUGAAGGCGGACAUCAACAUUGAGAGCGGCCCAGACAAUCAGUUUGCGACACCGCUGAAGAUGGCAUUGGACAGGAAGAAGAAAAAAGCUGCCAAAGUGCUCAAGGAUCUCGGGGCCAUCGAGCAGGUGCCUGGGGGCAACACCACUGGCGAGGUCUUCGACAGCGCCAAGACAAGCGAUUUCAGGUUGAGGCGGCGGCCUUUGCGGUGA